AUGGAGAGCCUUCUUAGCAACAUCAGCUCCACCUCCACCACUGAGCCCAUCUUGCCCCUCUUGACCCCUGACCCAACUAACUGCAGCGCCUGGGACCAGCGGUGGGGGGCACCUUACCUGCAUCGGUUAGCCCACCUGGAUGUGCAGCUGUACCACGACUUCUACGUUGUGUGGGUUUCUCUCAUGGUGUGUAACUGUCUGAUGCUGGUGGUCGGUGUGGUCCUCAACAGUCUGGCUCUUUAUGUCUUCUGUGGGGCCUCGACCUCAGCCUCUGUAGUUUACACUAUAAACCUGGCCGUGGCGGAUCUGCUGGUGGCGCUGUCGCUGCCCGCUCGCAUUGCUCUGUACCACAGUGGAGGGAGCUGUGUGGCCUGCUCCUACGUUCACACCUUCAGCUACUUUGUCAACAUGUACUGUAGCAUACUGUUUCUGACCAGUAUCUGCAUAGAUCGAUACCUCGCUGUCGUCCAUGCCUCCAGUACUCUCCAUCGAUGCAGGAGCCCGGGAACAGCCAGGUGUGUCAGCGCCACAGUUUGGUUCAUCGCUGUUGUGGUCACCUACUCUUUCCAGAGCACAGCGUUGGAGUUCAACUCCUCCUGUGUGCUCCUCCCGGCCCUCUUCUACCUCACCAUCCUGGAGUUCCUGCUUCCCCUGUUGGCCGUGGUGGGCUUCACCCUACGGGUGGCCUGUUUUCUCUCCUCCAGCCAUGGCCUGAUGCCCCAGCAGAGCAGGAGGAGGAGGGCACGUGCUGUCAGACUGCUGGCCACCGUCCUGGUGGUCUUCACCAUCUGCUUCACGCCGUUCCACGUCCGGCAGGUGCUGGUUUUCUUCCGGGUCAACGUCAGAGGGGAGGGGCUAGGACGGGAGGCGGGGCACAUACUCGCCUAUCACGUCACAGUCACCCUGAGCAGCCUGAACAGCUGCCUGGAUCCAGUGGUUUACUGCUUUGUGACGGACAGCUUCAAGAAAGUGUGGAGGAAAAGGAGGGGAGCAAGGGAGGGGGACGGGGAGGCGGGGCACACAAGUGGGGGAGAAGGGGAGAGGAAUUCAGUGAAUAAAUGCCCGGGUACGGCCCUGGCGAUAGCUCACAGCGUGGCCACACUCACUCUCACAAGCUCUCCCCUCUCUGCUGUCAACAUGGAACAUUCCACCUAA
This is a messenger RNA of Cyclopterus lumpus (lumpfish), 1155 nucleotides long. RefSeq names its product G-protein coupled receptor 20. Gene Ontology annotation, biological process: phospholipase C-activating G protein-coupled receptor signaling pathway; positive regulation of Rho protein signal transduction. The coding region runs from base 1 to 1155 and encodes 384 amino acids. NCBI's taxonomy places the organism in Eukaryota, Metazoa, Chordata, Actinopteri, Perciformes, Cyclopteridae. Gene Ontology annotation, molecular function: G protein-coupled receptor activity. The transcript is spliced from 4 exons. Gene Ontology annotation, cellular component: membrane. The record is from RefSeq and is a predicted model, not a curated record.